Notothenia coriiceps (black rockcod) is the source of this 1596-nucleotide messenger RNA. Its product is annotated as zona pellucida sperm-binding protein 3-like. Bases 38 to 1408 code for a protein of 456 amino acids. The record is from RefSeq and is a predicted model, not a curated record. Gene Ontology annotation, molecular function: acrosin binding. Gene Ontology annotation, biological process: binding of sperm to zona pellucida; positive regulation of acrosome reaction; egg coat formation. NCBI's taxonomy places the organism in Eukaryota, Metazoa, Chordata, Actinopteri, Perciformes, Nototheniidae. Gene Ontology annotation, cellular component: extracellular matrix. The transcript is spliced from 8 exons.
UUAGCGCCGCUCUUUCCAAACCUGUCAGAGGGCAAGAAUGGACGUCCACAGAAGCUCUUCUUGGUGGAUUAUCGUCCUUAUCUCGCUUUCCGCACUCAUAGAGGGCCGGUUAAUGCAGAACCGAGGCUCCACGGACAAAGCAAACCUAAACUUUCCUAGCAGCACUCAUGGAAACAUUCAGCCUCAGUUGGCUGCGGGCCAGCAAAGCGCCGGGCUCAGCGUGCGGCCUCGAGCCGUCUUGGUCCACUGCCACCCGGACUCGAUGCGGUUUGUGGUGCAGGCCGACAUGUUUGAGAAGGGCCUGCAGGUGGACCACAGACAUCUGCGCCUGGGACCGGGUUCAGUGAGUGAAGGAAGUGCAUGUGGAGCAGUCCCAUCAGGAGAGGCGGAAUACACCAUCCAGGCCUCCCUCGGGGAUUGUGGAACUAAACUCUCGUCUACAAAAGAGAAGAUUAUCUAUUCUAAUGUUCUGGUCUACUCUCCUGAACCUUCCCCUGAUGGUUUGCUUAGACUGGAUGGAGCAACUAUUCCAGUUGAAUGUCAUUAUGAAAAGAGGUAUUCUCUGGAUGCCAUCUCCCUGCUUCCCACCUGGGUUCCUUCUGUCUCCACGAUCUCAGCAGAAGAUCAGAUAGACUUCAAUAUUCUACUGAUGACUGGUGAUUGGCAGUUUGAGAGGGGAUCUUAUUCGUACUUCUUGGGUGACACUAUUAAUUUUCACGUUUCUGCCUUCAUGGGUAACCACAUGCCCCUGCGAGUCUAUGUGGACCAUUGUGUUGCCACAGCAACUCCCGAUGCAGAGGAUACAUUAAGAUAUGACUUUAUCGAGCAUUAUGGAUGUCUAACUGAUGCUUACCAGACUAACUCAAAGUCACACUUCCUACCAAGAGUUGAAGAGAAUCAGCUUAGGUUUCAGGUUGAGGCCUUCAGGUUCUACCAGGCACCCAGCAAUCAGGUCUAUAUAACCUGCUACGUGAAGGCUGUUCCAGCUGUGCUAGCCGUCAACUCUCAAAAUAGGGCCUGCUCUGUAAUUGAGAACAGAUGGAGGUCAGUUGAUGGGAACGACCAGGUGUGUAAAAGCUGUGAUGUCACCCAUGGGGUGGAGGAGCCUCUGGCAACAGAACCCCCUAAGACUAUCGUCAGCACCAAAGCAUGGCCCACCGAGACUUGGCAGAGGCGUUUAGUCCAGAACAAUCCAGAGGAACCCGAAGCACAUUUUUUCCGUGUUCGUCCAGGAAGUCAACACAACAAACAACAGCAAUCCUCUGCUCGAUUGAUGAAAAGAGGAGCAGAGUACAAAGCAGAGCGAAGUAUCCUGUUGGGACCCAUUACUGUCUUCCCAUCAAACAAAUUUGACAAAAAGCCAUCAGACUCUAAAACAGUACUUUCACCAAAGAGCCGGACCUCCUGAACGCUGACUUGUGCAGGAUUAAAACAUUUUGGACAGAACACAACUCAUACAGGGGUAUCAUUCUUAAUACCAUCUCAUAAGGUUAUUUGAGUACUUUUCACAUUUCCAAUUACUGUUAUAGUUCAAAUAUUUUCUGUAAAAACAAUUCCGAAUAAACAUUUAACUUUAACUUGGCUUUUUUUAACCUG